UUGUACUGCGCUACUGCUGUUCGUUCGUCCCCCCGAAAGAAAAAACACAUUCCCAAGUGUUCGCGCACACCGUCAGGUUGUCAGGUUCCGCACUUCCACUCCAUCUCACGGGUUCUCCCCACCCGAGGCCGCAUCAAGCAAGUUGCCGCCGUCCCGUCUUGGCCCUCCUCGCCCUCGUUCCCUAGCUUCCUCCCAGACUCGCCCGCCGCCGCAGCAGCAUUUGCAUUGUGCAGUGACCUGCUCCCUGAUCAGCUUGCUUCCGCCCGAAAUGACGGUCUCCGGCAAUGUCCAGUUGCGCGUGGCCGACGGCGCUAUCUUAGCGUGGAUUUGGGUAAAUUCUUCCUGAUGACUUUUGUUCGAUCGCUGCUUCGUCGUUGAUCACCGGAUCCGUUUCGUUUACCAGGUGUGCGCUCUUCUUUGAUCUAUGCGCGCGUGUAGUGAAUCGCUAUUAUUUUUACUUCAAAAAAAAAUGAAUCGUUAUUAUCCUCGGAGAAUUGCAAUUUUGCCGGAAUUUUUUGGGAGUAAGCGGCCGGGCAUAAUUUUCUCCCAUUGGUUAGAGACUUUUACAGUGAUUGGGCCACGCAACUGGAAAUGUCGGAUCGAUCCUGUGCCGGAGAAAAAGAAUUCCCAAAUCCGGAAUUAACCUCGUCCUAUUAUUGUGCUGUGUCUGUCGGAUGAAUCACGGAUUCAUGUCUCUAGUGCGUCCCCCUCAUUUUGCAGAUCGGAAUCCAGGAGGGUGCGCCAUGGCGAACCGCGUCGACGAGUCCUCGGCAAGCGUCAAUGGCGGCAUGGACUCGGGCAGCUUCGAGUGCAACAUCUGCCUUGAGCUGGCCCAGGACCCCGUGGUCACGCUCUGCGGCCAUCUCUUCUGCUGGCCGUGCCUCUACGAGUGGCUCCACGUCCACGCGCACUUCCCCGAGUGCCCCGUCUGGAAGGCCGGCGUCCAGGAGGAGAAGCUCGUCCCCCUGUAUGGCCGCUGCAAGGCAUCCACUGGCUCCCGGUCGAGGUCGGUUGCCGGAGUCCAAAUCCCGGGCAGACCGACCGGGCAGCGGCACAGCACGGCUCCGCAGCCUGAUCACCGCCACGACCAUUACCCGAACCAGAACCCGUGGUUCGUCGGUGGCGGCGGCACUAUGGCUGGCGGUCGGUGGGGGAAUUACACGUUCUCCGCCGCCAUUGGAGGGCUGUUCCCUCUGCUGAAUUUCCAGGCGCAUGGGUUCCCGAAGGCGUAUGGACCCGCUGCCGAGCUUCCCUAUGGGUAUGGAGGGCAUUCUUUCCAUGGGUGGCAUGGGAAUGGUUUUCCGCGGCACGACCAAGAACCGCAGGGCCAGCAGAUCGAUGUCUACUUGAAGGGGAAUGGAAGGGAUUGUAGUUAAUAUUCCCCUCAAUCUCUCCCAAUGUUUGCCAAAGUGCCAAUCCUCGUGGAUCUGCAUGAUGCCGAAAGAGACCUAAAGGGGAAAGGCCGGUUUCUGUAUCCAUGUAUAACUUUGAGAUCAAAGUUAAUUGCAUUUGAUCUCGCAAAAAAAAAGUUAAUUGCAUUUGGAAGAUGUGAAAAAGGACUUUCUCACAGUCUAAUACGCAAAUCACUGUAUUCCUCUAGAAUUUGUUUUCUUUA
Molecule: messenger RNA, 1615 nt
Organism: Brachypodium distachyon (stiff brome)
Lineage: Eukaryota; Viridiplantae; Streptophyta; Magnoliopsida; Poales; Poaceae
Product: E3 ubiquitin-protein ligase RNF5
Exons: 2
Coding region: 675-1376 (233 amino acids)
Biological process (GO): ubiquitin-dependent protein catabolic process
Cellular component (GO): endoplasmic reticulum
Molecular function (GO): metal ion binding; ubiquitin protein ligase activity; ubiquitin-like protein conjugating enzyme binding
Source: RefSeq, a predicted model, not a curated record